CGUUGUUACCCUUAACAAAGUUCAGAUCAAUCUUAAUGGCCUAUGUUAUGACGAUCGAUUGAAUAAUGAUUGUCAUAUGUGUUACAUCCAAUCGUUUUCAAUGCAGUGAUAAAAUAACAAUAAAAGAUUACAGAAACUAUGAUGAAUAUAAGUAUUAGGAUAGUGUUAAUAUUAUGCAUUUCUGGUGUAUUCUUGUUUGGACUGGAAUUAUACAUAAAGAACUAUCAACAAACAAAUACACUUCGGAAUGAAAAUAACGCGCCUUGUAACAAACUCGUCAACAACGAGCCCGAGGAUUACAUUAUCCCCGAUAUGGAGACUCUCGAAAAAUUGUCUGACCAGCGUUUGAUGCAAAUUUACUGGAAGUACAUCAACAGACUACAAGCAUUUUGUAAAAAUGUGAUUCGGGUUGGUAGCCUGAUGGACGGAGGAAAAGAAAUCUGCAUUGAUGAACAAUUCAAACCAAAGCCACCAUGUCUAGUGUACUCGUUUGGAAUCAAUAACCAGUUCGACUUUGAUAGAGACAUUAACAGAAUGCUUGGGUGUGAUGUAUUCUGCUUUGACCCGAGUAUGAAGAAAAAAAGUUUUCGGGUGGCAGAACGAAUUUGGUUCUUCAAUUGGGGACUAGGUGGAGAUAACUUUGUCAACAAAAAUGGUUGGGAAAUCAAAACAUUGAACGUCAUCAGAAAGGCGCUGAAUCAUACAGAUAGGUCAAUCGACAUAUUAAAGAUUGACAUAGAAGGGGAUGAGUGGUACAGUAUUCCACAGAUGAUCUCAUCCGGGGCUCUUGAUGACGUCAAACAGAUUUCCAUGGAAACACACUACAUACAGCUAGGAGGACAGUUAUGGGGCAGCCAUCCCAUACCUGAAGCUGACGAGUUAUAUACUUUAAGACUUUUAUAUGAUAAGGGAUUUCGAAUUUUUAUGAGGGAAAGAAAUUUGAGUAGUAUGAUGAUGUGGCCAGGUUUUAAUAAUAGCAUUACAAGUGUCAAUGAAAUAUCUUUGAUCAAAUCAAUGAAAUAAAAUUAGAGGAUC
Messenger RNA from Mya arenaria, 1035 nucleotides. Its product is annotated as probable methyltransferase-like protein 24. Lineage: Eukaryota; Metazoa; Mollusca; Bivalvia; Myida; Myidae. The record is from RefSeq and is a predicted model, not a curated record. Bases 139 to 1023 code for a protein of 294 amino acids. The transcript has 6 exons.